AUGGUUGAACCUCCUUCCUGGCUGACAAAUAAGGGCGUGGAUGAGAUUAAUACAGACGAAAAUGAUAUACUUCAAACAGAAUUAAUGACCAUCCUGAAAGCUGAGGAGACAAAUCAAUCCAUCUUUGCUGUAUCAGCAGAUGUCAAAGAAACAAUGCCACGACUGGAGGACCAUGGAACAGGCAUGGGCAACAGGAACAUUCUGGUAUACCCCUGGCGCUCUCCAGUCCUACGGGCCUCUUCAGAUUAUUCUAUAAGAAUAUCCUCCCCUUGCUAUCUAAGUAUUGUUCUGAGGACAUUGGUAAUAUUAUACCCUUUUACUAAGAAGUAG
This is a messenger RNA of Paracoccidioides brasiliensis Pb18, 330 nucleotides long. RefSeq lists its product as uncharacterized. The transcript has a single exon. The record is from RefSeq and is a predicted model, not a curated record. Bases 1 to 330 code for a protein of 109 amino acids.